Messenger RNA from Polistes canadensis, 2542 nucleotides. Its product is annotated as beta-1,3-galactosyltransferase 1-like. NCBI's taxonomy places the organism in Eukaryota, Metazoa, Arthropoda, Insecta, Hymenoptera, Vespidae. The transcript has 5 exons. Gene Ontology annotation, molecular function: hexosyltransferase activity. The coding region runs from base 434 to 1651 and encodes 405 amino acids. Gene Ontology annotation, cellular component: membrane. The record is from RefSeq and is a predicted model, not a curated record.
GUUUCCAAACCGUUAGUGGUCCAUAGUGGUUAGAAGGAGAUGGUUGUAAGAAAAUGUAUAGUGUAAUAUACGUAGUGUGAUAUAUUGAAGAUUUGCAUCAAAGCCCACAGCCUUCGUACUUUUUCUUUCUUUUCUAUGCGUCAUUACUUGAUUAAAGUAUACGAUGCUCGAGUACUUGAUGGAAUGAAUAUUCUUAUGUAGAGCCUUACAAAAGGAGUAAAUGGAGUGGUAUCAAAUGCGGCAUGACGUGCUCAUCGCGUUUCAAAAGUAAGUUAUUGUUUACAUCCUAGUUAUUAUUCGGCGUUUAGAUUAUCCAGCCUUUGUUGCCAAGUACAGCUGAUCGUAAAUGGCAAUUUUAUAAAAAGAUGUCACAAUUCAUUUUGAGAGAUGUUUAUUUUGAUGUAAUUUAACAUAGAGUUUUGUUUUACAAAAGAUGGACAGACUUCGACUGUUACGUAUGGAAUUGCCGUCUGCCACCAGCAUAAGUAAUAUUGGAAGCGUCAAAGGAAAUACUAAAAUAUCUUUUGUCAAAAGAAUGAUAUUAGGAUUUGUAAUUUUGGCUGUGUUAGGCCUAUUAUAUGUACCAGCAUAUCAUUCAGCUCAGGGUCCAUUUGUAGGCUUAGGUGAGACUCCGUCCCCUACAGAGCUUCUCAGUGGUUCGCACUUGGUAGCCACUGUAGCACAGUUACCUGGUUGGACGUACAAUACUUCAAGAGAUGUAAAAAAUUACAUUCAUCCGGAUAAUAUCACUUCCAUUUUAAGUCCGAUCGCUAUUUGUUCACCACCUCCAUAUUUAAUUGUAAUUAUUUGCUCAUCAGUGGGAAACUACAAAGCUAGAAUGGCUAUUAGAAAUACUUGGGCUAACAAAAGUAAUUUAAAUCUUUUAUAUAAUUCUACGGUUAAAGUUGCAUUUCUUCUGGGACAAAGUGAUAAUGACACACUCAAUAGCCUUGUAUUAGAAGAAAGUCUUCAGUUUAAUGAUAUACUACAAGAAAAGUUUUCUGACACUUAUAAUAAUUUAACAUUAAAGUCUAUUAUGAUGUUAAAAUGGGUCACUUCUAAUUGCGAAGAAGCUAAAUUUAUUAUGAAAACGGAUGAUGAUAUGUUUGUAAAUAUAGUUCUUUUGAUGAAAACCUUGCACGCAAGAACGCAGUCUAAAGAUAUUUUAUUGGGAUCUCUUAUUUGUAGCGCUAGACCUAUAUUAAACCCUACAAAUAAAUGGUAUAUGCCAAAGUAUAUGUAUCCUGAAAAGGUUUAUCCAAACUAUCUAUCAGGUACAGGAUAUGUAAUGAGUAUUGAUGCAGCUUUUAAGUUAUAUCAGGCAGCUUUGUCAACACCUCUACUUCAUUUAGAAGACGUUUACAUUACGGGUCUUUGUGCAAAGCAUGCAAAAAUAAAUCCUACUAAUCAUCCAGGUUUUAGUUACGCGCCAAGAAAAUUGGAACCUUGUAUACUUAAGAAUUCCAUAACUACACACAAAAUUAAUGCGUCUACUAUGUAUACAAUAUGGAAUAAAUUGAAUAAUACAAAUAUAUCUUGCAAUAAUAAACAAAUUCAUGCUGAUAAACAAGCUGUUAGCUUAAGCAGAAGUGGUAGAAAUGUUGGUUAUUACAUGGUAAAAAGAAGAGUUGUUAGUAAUAAAUGUGUUUAGCACAUUGGAUUGAAACAUAAUUGGAAAUGUUGGUAUUAUCUCACGUAUCGUACUGUAUAUAAAGACAACAUACAGAUGUCUUAAAAUACUUUUCCAUAUUACAUGUCACAGAAUUUUGGAAAUAAUGAUAAUGUGUUAUUACGAUACAAGAAUUUGUAAUUGAUACUUGAAAGAAGGUUUUAUAUUUUUCCAUUUAUGCCAUAGUAGUUUAUAAGGAAACGCUGUCAAUUAGAUCUUCUACGUAUGUCAGCUAUUGGCUUAUUUUACGAUAACAUCUUAUCAUUUAUUUUCAGUAUAUUAGUAUUAAUAUUAUACGAAGCAAUCUAAUACAUAUAUAUAUAAAUUAUUGGAGAGAUUAAUCUAUUUUCUAUUUUGAUAUUUUCGUUUAUAGAAAAUGCUUAUUAGUGAGCUUCUUUCAAUAUAAUUUUAUUAUUAGAGAGCAUAUCGUAGUUGGGUAUUUGUAAUUUUCUUAUAAGGUUCCUAUUUACAUCUCAUUAGAAAUUUAACGAAUUUUAUGAAUACCUUAUAAUUCGGAAGAAUAGAUCUGUUUUUCCUCAUUGUCCGUUAUUACAUUGAUGCAUCGAUAAAUAUAUAUAAAUACUGUUUUUGUAUCUUCUAUUGUAACUUACAAAUAAUGUUCUAAUUUUACUUUGAAGUAAAAAAAAGAAUUUGUUAUUUGAACAUAAUUAUAUUUUGCUAAAUAUUAAAUUUGAUAUAUUUGAAUUAUUUUAGAUACAAUAUAAAAAAAAAACAAAAUGAAUAAAAAUUUAAAUUUUGUUAUAAUACUACAAUAGAUGAUACACCAAUAAAGUGCUUCCUUAUCUUCUGUUAUGAUAUUUUGUAAUGAUGUAAAAUAGAAAUACAAGAAUCUCAAAACAUUGAUAUUUACAC